AUGAAAGACUUGUGGUUACUUCUGCUCCUGCUCCUGUCCCUUACAGCCAUCCAUGGGAUCACAGGAUGUUUGGAAUGUGACUCCAAAUUCACCGAGGAUAUUAGGACCUUACUGGAAAACCUGGUACCCGUUGAAGUCCCUGGCCGAGACUUUUUGAUUCAACGGCAUAUGAAGGAGACAAUUCGUUUAAGCUUCAAGGUCACCCACAGGGACAAGAUGCUUCGGGUAUUGGCUGUUAAAAAUGUUAUCAAGUUGAGAGUAUGGCUGAAGAAUGAACUUUAUAGACUGGGAAAUGAAACAUGGAAAGGUGUCUUUAUUCAUCAAGGAAAACUUCUCAGUGUUCGUCAAAAGCUGGAAUUGAAACUGAAAGAAAAAUUAACGAACUUCUCUGAAGUUGCUUGUUCUGAAGAUUGUGUUGUGAUUGAAGGUCCUAUUCUAGAUUGCUGGACUUGUCUUCGCAUCACUGCCACAUGUCUUAAAGGACAGUACUGUGGAGAAGUGGAUCCAAGAGUUUCUGAGAAUAGAGAGAUUAUGCUAUUUCUGAUAUUGCUAACAGAAGCUGUAAUAUUGGGAAGUGCUUUUCUACUAUUCCAUAUCUGUGUAACUCAUCGAAGGAAAAUGAAGGCAAUACGAAGAUCACUAAAACAAUAUUUGGAGAGAAAACUUGACGAAUUAAUGAGAUUAAUGAGUGAGAAGGAGAAAGGAAAAUUGGAAGCAAAGAUAACAAGAAAAAGUUCACAAUUCUCAUCUGCUGACUCAGAGUAG
This is a messenger RNA of Sorex araneus (European shrew), 765 nucleotides long. It is a transcript of the gene IZUMO3, whose product is annotated as IZUMO family member 3. NCBI's taxonomy places the organism in Eukaryota, Metazoa, Chordata, Mammalia, Eulipotyphla, Soricidae. The coding region runs from base 1 to 765 and encodes 254 amino acids. The record is from RefSeq and is a predicted model, not a curated record. The transcript has 7 exons.